Caenorhabditis bovis is the source of this 1284-nucleotide messenger RNA. The record is from the annotation of a GenBank genome assembly. NCBI's taxonomy places the organism in Eukaryota, Metazoa, Nematoda, Chromadorea, Rhabditida, Rhabditidae.
AUGAGUGACAGUUUUGGAAUCGUCUUCCCAAGCCAUUCGCUGGCCUGCUAUCAUGAGCCGCGCAUUCAUGAUCAUGAGCUCUAUUUCCUGCUACGCGAUCUCAAUGUCUACUUCCUUUUGCCGAUUGCUUUUGCUGGAAUUGUGCUCAACACAUGCGCAAUGAUAUUCCUUUAUCGACCUCCAAAAAUCACAUCCGGGGUUUUUGUCUAUCUCAAAGCGCUGCUCCUCCUCGAUCAUAUAAUGCUAUUAACAACAUUGGGAGCCGAGUUUUUUCCUCAACUCUGCGAUGAUCAUCACAUGAAAAACCAUACAUUCUACCACAUUUGUAUGUUGGAAAGAAGAUUUUUGAAGCACACGUUGCCAAGAGUUGAAGUUACUAUAAAUAGUAUUCAUGUCUGGACAAUUGCCACUCUUUCGGCUCAUCGAUAUUGGAAGAUUUCACGUCCCGUUAUUUCUCGCCUGCGCGACACUGUAAGUAGAGCGCACACGGUGCUCAUCGCAAUGACCGCUUCGGUGCUCAUUUUCCGCGCUCCAAUAUUUCUGCUAGAGCUCGAGAUUCGCAACCAUCCACAAUUGCGAAUCAACAAGCGGAUUGCUGCCACAGAGGUCCUUUCGUCAUAUCGAUUUAUCUAUCAUACUAUCCUGGAUCCCCUUCUCAGCAAUAUUAUCCCCUUUGGAUGGAUGUGUGUGUUCAGCCUGCUUACAUUAUACGAGAUUUACAAGAGCCGACAUAACACUUAUCAGCACAUUGCUGUCGAUCGUCCAAGGACUUCCAGUGUGACGCAUCCACUCGCUGGAUGUUUCCCAAAGAAGGCGGAACUGGUCAGACAGAAGCAAGAAUUAAGAGCGACCAUUUCAAUUGUACUUAUCAUUUUAAUCUAUCUGAUCUUUCAUUCGUUGAAACUUUACACGCUGGGAAGGAAAUGGCAGCUUAUAAUUGAACGACAAUGUCCAACAAGAAAGGACUACUACCAAUCCCAUCUCUCUGAUGUUCUCAGCAUGACGUCGGCUUCUAUUAACGCCUUUAAGUUUGACGACGACAAGAAAUUCGAUUACGGCUUCGAUAAGAAGUUGAAGGACGGCAAGAAAUUCGACUACGGCUUCGAUAAGAAGUAUAUGGACGACAAGAAAUUCGACUUUGGAUUUGAUAAAAAGAAGCUCAAUGAUUACUUCGAUGAUGAUUUGGAUGAGAAGUUCUUCAAUCAUAAGCAUUUUCAUCACAAAUACAUGAAAUGGACCAAGCAUGACAUGAAGGACGAGAAGUACUACAAGCUUCACUGUUAA